AUGGACGACAUCUUCGUGGAGGUUCUCACGGUGACAGGAGUCCAAAUGCCCAUGCUGUACUUGUGCGAUGUGUACAAAAGAGCACAUUCUAUCAAGAGAACGCUUCCAGCCAAGGAUGCCAUUCAUGGCGCCAAAAUCGCCGUUUUGAACUCUGUCAUAUCGUUCUGUGCGGCUUACGGUAUAAUUUGCUUCCAGGUGCCGGAUAUGAUCCUUAACACCGAUGUGGCAGCCAGCAUCCAGUUCUUCGCCGACCGCCAAGACGCACAUGUGUUUCUAGCAGAUCUCAUAGCCAAAGCCGACGAGCAAGACUCAUUGAUGGAUGUUUUGGAGGUACUUGUACCAGGUCUUGCUGUCAAACUUCAUCUGGUCUCGCUCCACCAACCAGAGUACUCUAAAUAUCUUUCUCUCUGGGAAUCCCUUGCCGCCAUGAAGCCAGUCUGUGCUAAUUUCUCGCAAAUCCCAGGCUUCAACCCAAGUGACCGCAAGAAGGCUCUAGCCUUUGAACAUGAGACUUUGCUCGGAUCCUUCCUCAAAUUGUCUCCUCUAAGCAGCGCUUCGGCCGUGGCAUACUUCAACUCAAACCCUCAAAUGACCGAGGAGCUUCAAUUGUCGAACAGCCAGCUUUCGCCAAUUUUCAUGUCGAUCAAAAGCGAGUAUAGAGCACUUUUCGAUAGAUUGUGGUUUAUCGUUGACAAGCUUGUUCGUGGAGGUGCAAGAACGAGACUGGACAUGAUGAAAUGGUUUGCCGAGCUUGUGAAUCUCUCUCACUUACGUACGGGUACCUACGCUGAUCUGCGCAAGCUUCCGUCCGAUGCAUUCAUGUUCAACAUCUCUUAUAUAUUUGUGCGUCUAAGCAUGCCGUUCUUAGAUUAUCCUGGAUACACAAAGCUUGACAAGAUCAACCAAGACUUCUUUGGCCCACUGAACAAACUAUUGGAAAUUACUGACGAGGCCAGAGUCUAUGCGUCGUCCAAAGAGGCUGAAGAGUACUACGAAGACGCAAUGGCACAGGAUGCCAACUUCAUCACUGAAUGUUUCUAUGUGUCUUUGGCAUACUUGCACUAUGGUAUUGGCGGGACUAUUUCCAACUACAAGAAACUCAAAAAGCAGCAGCAACAUUACAGUCAGCAACUCGAAGCACAGAAAAAGCGUUUGGGACCACAGCACCCUUUGUUGCAGACCCUUGUAACCGCACUCAAUACCAGUAAGUGCUGUUGGUGGGCCAUUACAGCAUUUGCGGUCGAUCAAAGUAUCAACGGAGACAUCUUUGAUUUUGUUGUUGGAGCCACACAAUUCUUCACCAGAAUUAUAGAUCCAGCGCACAAACAUCCAUCUCCAAAAUUGCAAAUUCCCAUCUUUGAGGUGGACAAAGUAAGUCAGUUGGACGACUUUGAAUUCUUAAAGUCCAAGGCUCCUUUGCCAUGGAAGUACUUGCCAGAGUUUUGCUUGGAGGGAAUCAUCAAUUAUUCAAAAUUCUUGUUUGAAUUCCAAUACAACUCGCUCGAAAACGAUCAAAAGGUUUCAUGUCUAGCAGAUUUCCUAGUCACUUUGUUGAGAUGUCCUGAAUUAGUUGGAAACCCACACAUGAAAGGCUCCAUUGUCGAAAUUUUGUUUUUCGGAAGCAUCAACGACGGCAACUCUAGACCGGGCGUGUUCAACAAGCUUUUGUUCGAAGAUCCGUUGAUCCAAAACAAUUUGCUUUAUUCUUUGUUGGAUGUCUACGUGACAGUUGAAAAGACAGGCGCCUCGUCUCAGUUCUACGACAAAUUCAACAGCAGAUUCUACAUUUCCAGGAUUAUAGAGCAAUUGUGGCAAUCAAACUUUUACAAAACGCAAUUGAGCAGCUAUUCGAGAAGCAAAGUUGACUUCUUCAUUCGUUUCGUGGCAAGAAUGUUAAACGACACAACAUACUUAUUCGAUGAGGCGUUCAACGAACUAAACAAAAUCCACAGCAUGCAAGAAGAGUUGAAUCGGCGCGAGGCUGGCCAAGAAGCAGACGAGGAAACUCACGGCACGACGGAAGAAUUGCAAUCGCUGUUGCAGACAUCGGAGCAGCGUGCCAAAUCCGAGAUGGGGCUUGCAAACCAAACAAUGAUGUUGUUCAAACUCUUCACGGAACAGGUUCCUGAAGGCUUCACGAUUCUGGAGCUUGUGGACCGUUUGGCCGGUAUGUUGGAUUACAACUUGACCUUGAUGGUGGGCCCCAAAUGUUCCAAUUUGAAGGUCAAGGAGCCCGAGAAGUAUGGUUUUGACCCCAGAAAAAUGCUUUCGGAUAUAUGCCAAGUCUACGCCAACUUGAGCAAGCAGCAGAAAUUCGUCGAUGCGGUGGCCAGAGACGGAAGAUCGUUCGACUUCAAGCUUUUCGCCCGCGCCAAAGACAUCUUGUCCAAGAGAACCAGCACGCUCCCCGAGACGAUCACCAAAUUCUAUGAAUUCGGAGAAGCUGCAGAGAACCAGCGACUUUUGGUGGAGCAAGAAGAAAUGGAGUUGGGAGACGUGCCCGACGAGUUCUUGGACCCCUUGAUGUACACGCUCAUGGAGGACCCAGUGAUUCUUCCCGGAUCCAAAGUUACGAUCGAUAGAUCUACCAUCAAAGCGCAUUUGCUCAGCGACCCCACGGAUCCAUUCAAUCGUAUGCCAUUGAACCUCGAGGACGUGAUUGACGACGUGGACAUGAAACAGAAAAUCGCCGAGUUCAAAAAGGGCAAACGCAGUGUACAGUAA
Australozyma saopauloensis is the source of this 2724-nucleotide messenger RNA. RefSeq names its product ubiquitin-ubiquitin ligase. Gene Ontology annotation, biological process: protein polyubiquitination. Bases 1 to 2724 code for a protein of 907 amino acids. Gene Ontology annotation, molecular function: ubiquitin-ubiquitin ligase activity. The transcript has a single exon. The record is from RefSeq and is a predicted model, not a curated record. NCBI's taxonomy places the organism in Eukaryota, Fungi, Ascomycota, Pichiomycetes, Serinales, Metschnikowiaceae. Gene Ontology annotation, cellular component: ubiquitin ligase complex; cytoplasm; nucleus.